AUGCCGACCAUGUUCUUGUCCCUUUUAAACCUUGUCCGAAAUAAGGAUAGCUUUUUGAGUCUAAUAACACACUUUAAGCAUCUGCACACUAGAAGCAGGACAUGGUCUGUAAACAGCAGCACGCCGUGGAUGAUUCGCUCAAGGGGACAGGUAUUUGGUCCCGUGUCCCGGAGGCAGGUCCCUGUGGAGCAACUGACAGCAGCGAACAUGUGCACCGGCUCCUGUAGUGAAGAAGACAAGACCAGCUGGCUCUGGUCCGUUUACAAUGAAACCAAAAAGCAAACACAAGAUUUAAUCCCUGUCAUAUCAAACAACUUUGUGAACCCUGACACCAUCUUUGCUAAUAAUGAGAUGAGUCUGCAGGACAUAGAGAUAUAUGGGUUUGACUAUGACUACACAUUGGCUUUUUACUCCAGUCACCUACACACCCUGAUUUUCAGCAUCGCCCGGGACAUCCUCAUCCAGGAGCACAGGUAUCCAGAGGGACUGAGGGAGUAUGAGUACAUCCCUAAUUUUGUAAUUCGUGGUCUGCACUAUGAUGUUCAAAAGGCCUUACUGAUGAAGAUUGACGCCUUUCAUUAUAUCCAGUUGGGUACAGUAUACAGAGGUCUUAAUCCUGUGCCAGAUAAGGAGGUCAUUGCUAUGUACGAGGGCUCCCACGUACCCCUCGAGAUCAUGAGUGACUUCUACGGCAAGAGUUCUCAUGGUCACACCAUGAAGCAGUUCAUGGAUAUAUUCUCCCUGCCAGAAAUGACACUACUCUCCUGUGUUAAUGACUACUUCAUGAAGCACAAUAUCGACUAUGAACCUGUUCAUCUUUAUAAAGACGUCAAGGAAGCCAUAGGAGACGUCCACGUCAAAGGAAUGAUGUAUCGAGCAGUAGAGGCUGAUAUUGAGAAGUACAUCUGUUACGCUGAACAGACACAUGCUGUUUUACAGAAGCUCUCUAAGAAUGGAAAGAAGAUGUUUUUGAUUACCAACAGCCCAUUUGAUUUUGUAGAUCGAGGUAUGAACUACAUAGUUGGAAAAGACUGGCGGGACCUGUUUGAUGUUGUCAUAGUGCAGGCUGACAAGCCGGGCUUUUUCAACGACAGGAGGAAGCCAUUCAGGCGAGUUACUGAUAGGGGCGUGUUAUUAUGGGACAGGAUUCACCACCUUGAGAAAGGGCAUAUCUAUAAACAGGGAAACCUGUAUGAGUUUUUGCGGCUUACAGGCUGGAGGGGCUCAAAAGUCUUGUACUUUGGAGAUCACAUUUAUAGUGACCUUGCAGACCUCACACUGAAACAUGGUUGGAGAACAGGAGCUAUCAUUCCUGAGUUACGAAAGGAGAUAAAAAUCAUGAACACUGAGGAAUAUGUCCACACUAUGACCUGGCUGCAGGCCCUGACCGGGCUGUUGGAACAAAUGCAGGUGCACAGAGAUCCUGUGUCACAAACAGUGACUCAGCAAUGGAUCAAUGAAAGGGAGGAAAUGAGGUUACGGACUAAAGACAUCUUCAACGCCCAGUUUGGGAGUAUUUUCCGUACGUACCACAACCCAACCUACUUCUCGCGUCGUCUCUCACGGUUUGCAGACAUCUAUAUGCCCUCCCUCAGCUGUCUGCUGAACUAUGACUUCCAGCACACAUUCUACCCUAGACGCACCCCCCUGCAACACGAGUCGCCCAUCUGGCCAGAGCAAACCAGCCUCGGAGCAAUAAACAUCCCCUUCCAGAGCCACAGGACAAAGUCUGGAUCAGAGUAGAGAGACUUAACGGGACAGUUCACCCAAAAAUCAUAAUUUAUUCACUAUUAUGUCAUUCCAAACCCACAUGACAUUCUGUCUCAGUCACUGUCCCCCUUCAUAGUAUGGAUAAAGGAUGCAAUAAAUGAGAAUGUUGGCUGUCAUUCUGCCAUUCUGCCAUUCUACCCAACAUAAAAUGGGUUUGGAACUACAUAAUGAUGAGUAAAUAAUGACAGAAUAUUCAUUUUGUGUUGAACUAUCCUUUUAACUGUCAGAUGCUGUAUAUUGUGUGAACCACAGAAUAGCAUCAGUAGAUAGACAUCAGAUAUCAAACUCAGAGUCUAUUAUCAACGGUCUCGAGUGGUAUGCUUUAUGUGGUAGUGGGAAAUUGGUUUAGGCACUAACUACGUUGCUCAGAAAUAUGUUUAAUAUCUCCAUUAUGUUAUAUUUUAUUAUUAUGAGGUAAGUGCUUCACUUUGUACAUUACUCAUACAGUUGGACAAAAUUGGCAAAUCACAGUUCAAAGGGGCAGUUCACCCAAAAAUGUCACUUCAAACAGAUAAUCCUGGUAGAGCCAAUGUUGCUUUGUUGUGCUGGUCAGGAUGGGAUAGAUGAAAAUAUUUUAAAGGGGUCAUGACAUGCCUUUUUUUAAUUAUUAUUAUUAUUUUAAUAAUUUUCAUGAGAUAUACUUAUAAGAUAAGUCAAGUUUUUAGUUUUUUUUUUUGCACAAAAACAGUCAUAUAUUUGACUGUCAGAAGCACUCUGUUUUGGUGCUGCUUUUCCUUUAAGACCUGAUAAUAAACACCCAUUGUUCUGAUUGGCUCUCUGCUCUCUUGCCAUUGAGUUAUGGAUGUGAUUGAGCCGUUUACAUGCACACCAAUAUGCUGAUAACGCUCAAAAAUCAAGAAAUCUGUGUUCACAUGACACUUGAAAUAAGCACAUAAUUCUCUACUUUUGAAAUCAAGCCGUGAAGAGGCAUGUGGUCAAUUCGCACGCACAUUGGAUGAGCCGAUAAGAACACCGGGUAAGGGGUUUACAUGACAUGCGAAAUUGGCGUAAUGGGAAAAACCUACCCUUGUUGAUUGUGUUAUUCAUAAGCGUGGUUUAUUUUGUUUACAUGACCGCACGCAUUGUCAGCUUAUUAAGAAUAAUCAGUGUAGGAACACGCUCGUUGAAGGUGAAGUAGUUUUUAUAGUACAAUGACCUCUUAAUAUGUGAAAAGAUCAAGGAAAAUUUUAUUCCUCAUGUCAUGACCCCUUUAACAAAGAAAAUAAUUACUCACUUCACUUUUAAGAAUCAGAUUAAACUCUGCUGGGACACACAGGUAUGGAAUUGAACUGUCAAUACUUUUAUUUUUAUAUUUGAUGUUCUCUUGAUACCAUGUCACAGUUGGGAUGAACUGACCGUAUAUGGACAAGAGAGAUUUGACAAUUGUUUUAGCUGUUUAAGAGAAUGUGCCUCAUACACAGUAGUUUAGAUUAGGCUAUUUAUAGUUUUUAUUUGUAAUUGAAGUAGUUUGGCUUUCAUCAUUGGCCUUCAUAAGUCCACCUCCAUUAUCUUUAUAUGAAGAAUAAGGGAGUGAAUACUUGAAGUCACACAUGUCAGACUGCUUUUCUUGAGUACUUGCUGAAGAGCAAAAAAUGAAGUUACCUCUGAUCUAACCUUUGACCUUUACACAAAUAGAAGUAAUAGGUUUCUGAUUUCUGGGACAACUAGAAGAGAUUUCAGAUUGCUGAAAGAGAAGGAUCUAUUAGAAUCAAAGGGGAAACUCAGGAAGACUAGCAGGCACUAUAUACAGUAUAUAUCUUGAAAGGAUAAUAGAAAGCAAUUUCAGUGUUCAAUGUUUUAAAGGCCUUACAUACUGUGUUUUUGCAAUGUAUUAUAAUAAUGUGUUUUAUCGUGGGUAGACAUUGUAUGACAGUUCAGAUGCUACAGUUGUAGAAUAAUAUAGUUUCUGUACAAUCAUGUAACUCUUAAAGUGAAUAAGCAGCAUAUUGUACUACUUUUUUAUUUUACAUGAUGGCCUUUUGGGCAUUAAUACCUGCAUGGAAAAUAAUAUAUAUUUUUUACUUUUAUUAUUUUAAUUUAACUACAUUGAACACGGUAUUAUAUGAACAUUUUCAUCAUAAUGUAAAUAUGUCAUAAUUGGAUGUAUCUUCCUUUAUUGAAGUUUGCACAACAGUUUUCUGUCUGUUUAUAGUGAAUGGGAAUGACCUUUUUUUUGUGCAACUUUUUUUUUACUGCUUAUUUGAAGAGUAUUUGUGAUGUUUAUUACAAAUUCAAUCAAAUUCCUUCUUUGUCUCUGCUCUGCUGUUUUGUAAUAGUUUGGUAUGUGCUAUUAGUGAGAACUGAAAUAUAACAUCCAAUCCUAGAUGGUAUGUCAAAGUACCUUUUUGCCAAGGCCGAUUUUAUUAAUAAGAUGAUUUAUUAGGUAAAACAAAGUAAUUUGACAAAUAAUAUGAUGGCCUGAUCAACUCAAACAAAACCCUGCCUUUUGACUUCAGGGUUGCCAGACUUCAAACUCAAUCAUAGAGAGCGUCACUUCUACAGAUAUGGCUAUGAUGGUUCGACCUACAAUUUUCCCAUGUGUUGGCUACAGCAUAUUUUUGUACCUCAUGUUUAUAAACACAUUACUUUCUGUGUUUAAUAACUCCUUAGUGAUCGCCUAAUGCUUAAAAAUAAGCAUUUUCUCAAUGCGAUGAAUGUCAUCAUUCUCAUCAGAUCUUAUGAUUGCCACCAUCGGCUCUGCGAUUGUCACAUCACAAAUUAUGAAGGAUCCUUUUUUUUUUAGGUCACGCAUUCUGUGUUUUUCAGGGUUUCGCUGUGAACUUCUUUGCUGAGUAAUUAUUUAACUUUUCAUUUGUUUUAUGAAAAUUAUUGUCAUCAGUUUCAUUAAUUGUAUUGACUCUUGAUUGACUCUUGUAAAAUUUAAA
Messenger RNA from Xyrauchen texanus (razorback sucker), 4655 nucleotides. Its product is annotated as 5'-nucleotidase domain-containing protein 3-like. Lineage: Eukaryota; Metazoa; Chordata; Actinopteri; Cypriniformes; Catostomidae. Bases 1 to 1743 code for a protein of 580 amino acids. The transcript has 14 exons. The record is from RefSeq and is a predicted model, not a curated record. Gene Ontology annotation, molecular function: 5'-nucleotidase activity.